This is a messenger RNA of Dacryopinax primogenitus, 399 nucleotides long. RefSeq lists its product as uncharacterized. NCBI's taxonomy places the organism in Eukaryota, Fungi, Basidiomycota, Dacrymycetes, Dacrymycetales, Dacrymycetaceae. The record is from RefSeq and is a predicted model, not a curated record. Bases 1 to 399 code for a protein of 132 amino acids. The transcript has a single exon.
AUGCAUCAUGAUGAAAUUGAGACAGCUCUGAGCUGCACCAUGCAGCUCUUCAAGAAGAUGGGCUCUCCAGGCAAUGCCAUGCCCCAAAGGGAGCUGCACAAGAGAGCUGAGCAGUUUUUCACAAAAGGAGUGCAAGAGCCCCAUGAAGGGGGAAUCACAACAGAAGGAACUCUUUCUGAUGCACUAUUCCAGAUAUUGCUGGGCAAUGAAGAUCUUUAUGAAGGAGAUGUCAAUGUUGUGGACAUCAACAAUGAUUGCGCUGAACAUCAGGACUGCCACUGCAUGCACCCUGUAAAGAGGGCCAGAGAUGUGCCAGAGGAGGAGGAAAGUGGGACAACUACCCCCACUUGUAGCAGAUGGGACACAAGUAAAGAGAAGGACUGGAGUGGGGAUGGGUGA